UGCUGGCGGUGGCCUUCAACUUCAACGGCGUUCCACUGGGGGUCUGUGCCCGCGCUGGAUUUAUUCGGUUGGUGAAAUCGAACCAAGCAGCACACGAUCUCCGGACGACGGUUUUUUGACCGAACGCGCGUGGUCCGUUCAGCUGUUUUUGUCCGCCUUUCCAUUAUUUCACAUUCGAGUGCACAGACUGGGAUACGUGAUUUUGUCGAUUCGAACUGGUGGUCGCCGUUUGGGGGCCAAUAAAUUCAUCACAGAAUCAACCGUGAAUGUGGCGCGAUUGCUUCUUGGAUGUGUGGACUGUUCGUGUGGGAAAUCUGCUGAAUCCUGGAACCGGAAGUGACUACGUGACAAUCGAUUGAGUGAAUAUUCAAGUGGGUUACUUUCUGAAAAUUCCAAGAGGAAAUUACUCAUAGUGUUUGUUAACGACAUGGUGAUUGCCUGAGUGUAAAAAAGGAUGAUUAACCCAGAUUUGGUUGAAGUUGCACAACCGAGAGGAUACACAAAGCGACCACGACAAGAAAAGACGUGUCAGCCCCCGCCAAGUAGGAGGCAGCCGGUUUUCGAGUGAAAGGAGUAGUGUUUUGCACAAGGAGAAAUUGUUGUUCGCUAAGGUGCGAGACGAAAAAAAAAUCGCCAGCUGCCACUGAAUAGGAGAACGCUGGGAAGUUUUUGGUGAAUGCUAAUGCCCAUCGGUACCAAAGUGAAUUCGUUGUGAGUUUGAAACCGAUCGAAUAGAUUAAGGCAGCGUUUAAUUUUGAAGGUUGAACGAAUAGUUCCGUGUCGGGGAUAUAGGUGUGUAGAUGCGUCAAUAUUUUUCGUGGCCGAAAUUUCACCGUGGAAGCCGCACCAUUUUAUGAAUAUUCAGACUCCGACCACCAAACACCCUGAAACUGCUGAUUACACGUUCGAAGUAAGAAUAAAUAUUAGGCGGAUGACGUUGGCAUAGACUCACAAUACCGAAUGAAGAGAACGGAAUACAAACCGAUUCAACCAAUGUGCUUCCUACACAGGCUCUUUCGAUUGAGCCAUUAGUAGAGACUUGAAACGUUUCACUCACCAAGCAUCCGACGAAAUAAAUCCAAAUUACCACAAAGUCUGAGCAAACUAUUUGAAGGUGCUUUUCCAUUGCCACAACAAGCAGCUUCCAUUCCAUCCAAACAGCCAUGGAAACUAGACGGAGGCCAAGUAGGCGAACGCUGCUUCUACGAUGCAGUUAUCGUGUGGUUUGCUUAGUGCUGCUUGCCGUUACCUCACUCCCUGCGACCAGAGCAGAACACAGUACCGAUGAAGUUCAAGUUAAUGACACCACCCUAGCCACCGUAAUUGAAUUAAGUUCAAGUAGUUCUCCUGGAGAAAUUCCCGCCAUCACCACCAGCAGCAGCAGCAGUACCUUCCGCAACACCAGCAGCGCGACCGCAGACAUUAACAUGCUCGAGGAGUUCGAAACCGUUCUGGCAAGCUAUGUCAACGAUGCGCUGGAUCGGAAUUACAAAGAUAUUCUUGCAGGGCUGUCGCCAAGCCUUGCGCCGCGUGGGAAUGGUUCAUCCAGUCCGGUGCCUAGGAGUGGCAAACAAGAUGACAACAGCAUUCUGCCGCAUCUGUCCGAGUUCGAUUGGAAAAUAGUGCGCGGACUGGCUCGGUUGGCCGAUAAGAGAAUUUUCAAUCGAGAGAAGAUGUCUCGUGCCGUCGAAACCGGGAGACUAUUUUUCUUCAAAGGACUGAAGAAACUCGUAUGGCCCCUAAUAGUCGGUCUCCAGAUCGUGAAAACUGUGCUGUUGGUGCUUUUCUUGCCCAGCAUCAUCGGAUCGUUGGGUAAAAUCGUCGGCAAAGGCCUAUCAUCAGUUUCCGUGCUGUCCAAUCAACCCACCACGGUAGAAGACUUGGAUUUCAAGGACAACUCCUACAACUCGGAUCAGGAUUUCCACAUGACUAUGGAUAACAAUGCCUACCUUCCUCCACUGGAUGCCCAACCGUCUGCGACCAGCUACAAUGUGAUGUACGACGCAAACAACGCCAACUCCGCCCUGUCCAGGUUGGGUUUCGGUGGUGGCCGGGUGACGUACGUCAACACGGGCAACGAUUACAACCGGCAGCAGAAGCGGAAUGAAUUCAAAAUAUUCCACGACAUUCCCAGCAGCAGUCUGCUGCUGACGAAUUAUGAUCCGUUCUAUAGUCCGCUGCUGUCGCGGCUCGAUGCCGUGUUUGCUCAGAUGGGUUUAUCCAACAAGGAGGAGGCAUGCCGAGAGAAGUUGGUGUGUCUGAUGUAUUCUAAUCCUGCCAAGUACGCGCCUUAUAGCAAUCUGAUAUCGGCACAGCUGAGCAGGGAACUGAACGAGCUACGAAAGCCAACCAACGACAAUCCGGACAUUUUGCGAUUCUUCAAGUACAUGCGAGCGGCCAAAGAUGGCCAGGACGGAGUGGACUGCGAGCGGGUACACAAGGAAUGUGGCACCUACCAGGAUCUCUCCAAUCCGGCCAUGGUGACGACAUUCAACGACAUCAACAAACUGGUCCAGGCACGCAAACUGUAGACCCGGGGCCGUCGGUUGGCGGGCGUGCAAUGGCGGAAAAUAAAAACAAAUCAACGCAAAAUGGAUUUCAGAAAAGAAAAAAAAAAAGUUGUGGAAGAACAACAUACGUAGGGAACAAAGUUAAAAACUGGAUAAACAUUAGUUCCGUAGGAAGUAGUUAGAAAGAGUAAACUUGGUGGUACAAUAUUCCGCCCGGUGUGGAUGGCAAUCACACAGCUGGAAGAGAUGACGGCUUUUUCCGUAACGGGAGUCCCGACAUGAUGCGAAAUUGGAUUUUUCAGCACGUUGAAAAGCUUUUAUCCUUCCAGCUUCCUGCACACGGGUUUGUUGUUCGCCUCCUUAGAGAGAGAGAACGUAGCAAGAGAUGUGCUAGCGUUAGGGAAUGCGUUUUGUAGACAAGAGUAGCCCACAAGGAACAGACAACUAGCAGCUGGGAUUAAGUUUAGUAGAAUGAAAUGUGCCUGUAAUUAUUUAUUUUGUAAUUUAAUUCUCUUCGCUACCGAAUCUAUUUAUAUUUCUUAGUAAUUUAUUUAUUUAUUUAUUUUAUGUUGCCCUCUUUUGGGUCGAGAUAACUCAUUCCGUUGAAGGAAGGCUUUCCCUUCAGGAAAGUUUCAAAGCAUGGGGGAAUUGUUGACUACGUCCGUAUGUUAGAGAUGUUGUUUGCUAGGACUUAACAUAUUUAUUUAACUAGAAGCAAGUAGCAUAAAUGUUAAUUUAGACCGUGCUCUGAAAUGAUUGGUUUCGAGUGAAAACCCGCCCAGACGAAUGAAGGCAUUCAUCUCUCGCCACAACAAACGGAACCACAAUUGGUCUCGAAAUUGAAUUCGCUACGUAUAUGAAAUCGGAUUAUACUGAUUCAAAAGAACGAGCUCGUGGGAGGGACAAAUGGCAGUCAGGAUUGAGUGAAAUAUUAAUAUUAUGUGUAACGUUGUUGUAGGGAAAUAGGGAUGCACGUUUUAGGGUACGUUUAUGUGCGAGCAAAAUGCCGUCUAUCCGGUGGCACAUCCGUCUAGAUAACAUGAUUGAUAACAGAGUCAAAGUAGAGGCAAAUAUGGAAACAUGUGACGUAUUAUGAUGCAGGAAAACGUGCCUGCUGCAGAAUAAGGGAUCCUUCCACUGAAGUAGGGGGAGGUUUCUGUUCCUUCUAAGAAGCCGCUAGAAGAGGACAGACCAUAAGAUAACAAUAAUAACGAGAAUUUGGGAUGUGUUCCAUUUCCGUAGCCAGUCAGUUUGCCAGCAGAAUGGCACACACGAGAUGAUAAUAAAAUACGAAUCAAACAAGUA
This is a messenger RNA of Armigeres subalbatus, 3815 nucleotides long. RefSeq lists its product as uncharacterized. Gene Ontology annotation, cellular component: membrane. Bases 1164 to 2531 code for a protein of 455 amino acids. The record is from RefSeq and is a predicted model, not a curated record. The transcript has 7 exons. NCBI's taxonomy places the organism in Eukaryota, Metazoa, Arthropoda, Insecta, Diptera, Culicidae.